CUGACAAAUACCCAUGUCACUCUUUCCCAACGUUACUAUUUCCUUCCCACUCUCCACUAGCUGCCACCACAUGUAUCUCCAGGUGUCCUUGAGUGUAUAGUCCCGGAUUUGCCCCUCUCCUUGUUACGCCUACCAUAGGUGAGUUUUAUGGGAGGCCUAGGCUGUUGUAUGACAGUUCAUAGUGUAUUUGUACCAAAACUUAAAAUUGUUCCCUUGCUAUUGAAAGUAAGUUGUCUACCCUUCAUCGUCAAUGCAAGUUCCGAAACCGUCAGAUGAUGUCAUUGUAUCGACUUCCAGUUCAGUAAUACAGUCUUUUUCAGGUCCAACUUCUGCUGCAUUGGCUCCAAAAGAAUCUCUACAAAUAAGACUAGGGCUCUCAGAGUCAUUUUACUGAAAAUAACCAAUGUAUCCUGGUGGGUUUACAGUUGAGGUAACUACUUUGUCUCCUAGAGCAACGGAAAAAGAUGUGCGCGACUUUUUCUCACAUUGUGGUGCUAUUGAACAUCUUGAAAUUAUCAGGACUGGUGAAUAUGGGUGUACUGCUUACGUGACAUUCAGAGAUGCUUAUUCUUUGGAAACUGCUGCCUUACUCAGUGGAGCCACGAUUGUUGAUCAACGUGUUUGCAUCACUCGUUGGGGAUCUUAUGUAGAUGAAUAUGAUCCUUUUAAUGAUGCUUCAUGGAGAAGAGCAGAUACCUCCAGUGACUCGGAGUUUCAGAGUAGACCAUUUGUUUCCUCCCCUGGAGAAGCUGUAACAGUGGCCCAGGAAGUUGUCACGACCAUGAUUGCCAAGGGUUACGAUUUAGGCAAGGAUGCAUUGACCAGGGCAAAAGCUUUUGAUGAGUCCCAUCACGUUUCAGCUGCUGCAGUUGCUAAAGUGUCUGAGCUUAGCAAUGCAAUUGGUCUUACGGGCAAAAUCUAUGCAGGCAUGGAAGCUGUAAAGUGUGUGGAUCAAAAGUACCAUGUGUAUGAAACAACAAGAUCAGCCGCUUUGUUCACUGGAAGAACAGCAGCUUCGGCUGCCACUGCUGUUGUUAACAGCAGUUAUUUCUCUAAAGGCGCUCUUUGGGUUUCUGAUGCUCUCAGCCGAGCAGCCAAAGUAGCAGGUGAUAUGGGUACUGGAGCCGAUAGAAAAUAAACUUGGGUCCUUUGGUUAGCGUGUAGAAAUGUAUAUCAUCCCUAUAUUCAAUAGAGGAAGUGCUAGUUAAUCACUGAGAUUUGUGAUAAAUCACUUCCAAAGAAAUCUCCCUUUUAUUUACACCUCACCAAAACCCUCCUAUUGAGUGAGGAAAGUAUACGAAACAUCACUGAGAUUUGGCACUGUUAACAAAUUUCAGUGAUCAUCCUAUUAUCUUUCAUAUUCAAUAAAAUAUUGGAAUAGCAUGUGGAAACAUGAUCUGUUGGUAUAUAUUGACAUCAAAGUUGCAUAA
This is a messenger RNA of Beta vulgaris subsp. vulgaris (sugar beet), 1430 nucleotides long. RefSeq lists its product as hypothetical. NCBI's taxonomy places the organism in Eukaryota, Viridiplantae, Streptophyta, Magnoliopsida, Caryophyllales, Amaranthaceae. Gene Ontology annotation, molecular function: RNA binding. The record is from RefSeq and is a predicted model, not a curated record. Bases 404 to 1138 code for a protein of 244 amino acids. The transcript has 5 exons.